AUGCCUCCAAAAUCUGCAUCGAAAGCCAAGAGAGAAGCUAAAAAAGCUGAGAGAGAUGCUAAAAGAGCCGCUGAAGGUAAAACAGUUAAAAAAUCAAAGAAAACGGAAGAUUCAAAUACUGAAGAAGAUAAAGUUGCCGCAGAAAUUGAACAAUUGAAGUUGCAACAAGAUAAAGAUGGUAUAAGUGAUCGUGUUGUUACCGGUGUUUUAGACUCUUUAGCCACUUCUCGUGAUAUUAAACUAAGUAGUGUCUCUUUAUUAUUUCAUGGUAAAGUUUUAAUUCAAGAUUCCAUUUUAGAAUUAAAUCAUGGGAGAAGAUAUGGUUUGCUAGGACCUAAUGGUUGUGGUAAGAGUACUUUUUUAAAGAGUAUUGCCACCAGAGAAUACCCUAUCCCAGAAUCUAUUGAUAUAUAUCUAUUGGAUGAACCAGCUCCACCAACUGAGUAUAGUGCUCUGGAAUUUGUUGUUAGAGAGGCCCAAGCUGAAUUGAAGAGAUUAGAAGAUGAAGUUGAAAGAUUAAUUCUAGAAGAAGGUCCGGAAUCCGAAAAGUUGGAACUUAUUUAUGAAAAAAUGGACGAAAUGGACCCAGAUACUUUUGAAAGUAGAUCUGCUGUCAUUUUAAUUGGUUUAGGUUUUAAUGCUGAAACUAUCAAGAAGAAGACCAAAGAUAUGUCUGGUGGUUGGAGAAUGCGUGUUGCUCUAUCCAAGGCCUUAUUUAUUAAACCAACUUUAUUAUUGUUAGAUGAUCCAACUGCCCACUUGGAUUUAGAAGCCUGUGUUUGGUUGGAAGAAUAUUUAAAGAGAUACAGCAACACUUUACUAUUGGUAUCCCAUUCUCAAGAUUUCUUGAAUGGUGUUUGUAGCAAUAUGAUUGAUAUGAGACAGCAAAAGUUAAUGGCUUAUGGUGGUAAUUAUGACACUUAUUUGAAAACACGUACUGAAUUAGAGACCAAUCAAAUGAAACAAUACAAUAAGCAACAAGAAGAAAUUAUUCAUAUUAAAAAGUUUAUUGCUUCUGCAGGUACUUAUGCUAACUUGGUUAGACAGGCUAAAUCUAGACAAAAGAUUUUGGACAAGAUGGAAGCCGAUGGUUUAAUUCAGCCAGUUGCUCCAGACAGAGUGUUCAAUUUCAGAUUUCCCGAUGUGGAAAGACUACCACCACCUGUGUUGGCAUUUGAUGAUAUCAAUUUUGCUUAUGAUGGUAAACCAGAACAUUACUUGUAUGAACAUUUAGAUUUUGGUUUAGAUAUGGAUAGUAGAGUUGCUCUUGUUGGUCCAAACGGUAUUGGUAAAUCCACGUUAUUAAAACUAUUAACUGGUGAAUUACAACCACAAGGUGGUCGUAUAGUCAGACACACUCAUGUUAAAUUGGGUGUUUAUUCUCAACAUUCUCAAGAUCAAUUGGAUUUAACUAAAUCUGCUUUGGAAUUUGUUCGUGAUAAAUACAAUCAUAUUAGUGAAGAUUUCCAAUAUUGGAGAGGCCAAUUAGGUAGAUAUGGGUUGACUGGUGAAGCACAAACUGCCAAAAUGGGUACUUUAAGUGGUGGUCAAAGAUCUCGUGUUGUUUUUGCUCUUCUAGCUUUAGAGAAUCCAAAUGUGUUGUUAUUUGAUGAACCUACUAACGGUUUGGAUAUUCCAACUAUUAACUCAUUAGCUGAGGCUAUUAAUGCUUAUACUGGUGCUGUUCUAGUCAUUUCGCAUGAUUUUACAUUAUUAGAUCAAAUUGCCCAAGAUAUUUACGUUGUUGAACACAAGAAAGCCACCAAAUGGGAAGGUACUAUUCAAGAUUACAAGAAGAAGUUGGCUUCAAAGAUGACAUUCUGA
Molecule: messenger RNA, 1824 nt
Organism: Saccharomycodes ludwigii
Lineage: Eukaryota; Fungi; Ascomycota; Saccharomycetes; Saccharomycodales; Saccharomycodaceae
Gene: ARB1
Product: ATP-binding cassette family ATPase ARB1
Exons: 1
Coding region: 1-1824 (607 amino acids)
Molecular function (GO): ATP binding; ATP hydrolysis activity
Source: RefSeq, a predicted model, not a curated record